Pomacea canaliculata is the source of this 2337-nucleotide messenger RNA. RefSeq lists its product as uncharacterized. NCBI's taxonomy places the organism in Eukaryota, Metazoa, Mollusca, Gastropoda, Architaenioglossa, Ampullariidae. The transcript has 4 exons. The record is from RefSeq and is a predicted model, not a curated record. Bases 131 to 1417 code for a protein of 428 amino acids.
AUGAGAGCGAGUCUCACGUGCACAUCUUACAGCGGAGCAGCUUCGUCAGGGACUUUCUUAACCCGAGGCAUUGUCAAAUACCUGGCUACCUGUGAGACAUUGACAAGGGUUCGAUCCAAAGGGAACAACAAUGGUUGGCUUGCCUCCAAACAUCCGAAGACUAUUGUUCAAAGCGACGCUGUUCGGGGUUAUUUUGCUGGCAGUUGCGCAAUUUCUGUAUAUCCAGAAAAUUUCCCGAUCGAGCCUUUCUCUGCAGAACUGUGAGGAAAGCUUAAGAGAAAUCACUAGAUUAAAAAGCGAAAGUGAGAUAUUUAAUCGGACUAAAAAUAAAGUCAAAGUCACUUUUCCUCAGAAGCCCCCUACACCUGAAAAUCUCCAUACCCCUCAGAAGCCACCACAGACAUCCCCGCAGGAUCAAAAGGUGCCACCUAUGCCUCUCUACCGGGACCUGUUCGUCCAAGACACCUGGCCAGGUGUGGAUCUAAGCCUCGAUCUGUCGCUAGGAGGCCUGCCUCGGACAGUGUACUAUCUGUGGUGCGGUGACAAGCAGUUCCUCUUUCGACACUACCUUGUUCUCCUCUCCUCCAUCAGGAUUCUUCGAGCCUCAAAGAUAAUCUUUAUGCACGACCAUCUGCCGCAGAACGACGGCAACCUCUACAACACCUGGUUUGACGAGUUCAAAUACUCCGUCCCCAAUUUCCAGCUGCUUCAAGUCGCUGGUACUUGUGGGAGAAAAGACUCACUGAAGGCUGUGUUGGAGCUCUUGCCGACAGAAGGAGCAAUUGUUCUGGGCGAAAAUGCCCUUAUUCCUCGUCUGCCUACAGGAAUAGAACACAUGCCGUUAUGGUUGGCCUUGUCUGGCGAGGACGUCAGUCGUGGAGUGCUGAUCGCGCAGCGUGGCUUCAACAACACAAAGUCACAUGACUAUCUCCGUGACGUCAAGACAGUCAAAUCCUCUUGCGUCACAGCGGAGCAGUACACGGUGCCUGUUGACGACAUUCAUUGCAUCAUAGUCGACAGUGACGUACAUCCUCGUGACGUAUGGCAAGGGCAGACGCCGUUCGCGGAGCUGGCUCGCUGGCUGUAUUACGGCAGGCGCUCCCCGAUACUUGCCCUUCCUGACCCCAGCCGACCCAUCCCGCGUAUCGCGCACUACGUGUGGCUGAAGGCUGACCCCUCAGCUGCUGACCGUGACCUGCCCUUCUCCAAGUUCCUGAGCAUGAUCAGCGCCCUCUACGUCGGGGGCUUUCAACACGUGUAUGUCCAUGGCAACGUGGAACCUGAAGGCAAAUGGUGGCAACAGCUACGCUCGGAGAAUGUCACCUUCGUCAGAAUCGAGAAGCCGACUCCCAUGUUCCAGAUGGACUUUCCUAUUCUAUGGCCAACAGCGACUUCCUCAGAGCAAUCCUUCUCUUGAAUUACGGUGGAGCCUACAUGGACACCGACGCCGUGUGGACGAGUCGGGUGCCGGACUGGUUGCUACACUACCCGGUCGUGGCAACGUUCGACUGGCAAAAUUGGGACCCCUGGCCCAACGCCUUUAACCUGGGCGUCUUGCUAGCCCGACCACAGGCUCCAUGGUUACGUCAUUGGUUGACCACGUUUCGUCACUACCAGUCGUCAGAUUCCGGCUUCACGGCCAUCAUGUUGCCAUACCGGGUGUACGAACACUACCCCGAUGAACUUUACGUCUACAGUCGAUUACAGGUGAUAUGCUACUUUGAAAAAUGCCAUCCGACGUGGGAGAAGGACUCCUGGCAAGAGUCAUACGACUGGAAACCGACGACGUUUAACGUCACAGGUGUACACGCCAUACACGUCACCCAUCCAAAUCCCGUUGCGUCAUGGGAGACACCGAAGACAUUAAAGAAGGGGACCGACUUUUUUGCGGAGGUCGGCCGCCAUGUUCUCAAGCAAAGCGGUAGGAUGCACCUGUUACAGACCUCAGAAAGGGCAUCUUUUGGUGAAGAAGGGUAGGGCUUAGAAAGACUUAGAAAAGAUUAAAGACUGUCCAUUAAGUUUUUAUACUGUUUACUCUGAGUAUAUGUUUACUAUGUCAUUCGCACAUUUUCUCAGUAUGGAUACAUUUACUGAUAUUUUUUAUAAGCUUUAUUUACUCAUGAACAGGGUUUUAAAAUCUUGCUAUUCACAUCAGAAGACUGUAGUAUGGGUAUACUGUCUACAUUCCUCGUUCUGAGGUACUUAUAUUUUUUAAGUUUAUAAUUGCUUGAAGUAUGCCACUGCAGUGAUAAUUUCCUUUUUUUAAGUUGCUUAUACAUCUUUUAAUGGAGCUAUCCUUUUUAAUCCUAUAAAUGUGCAUAGAAAUAAAUUAUAAAG